Messenger RNA from Grosmannia clavigera kw1407, 1152 nucleotides. RefSeq names its product apses transcription factor. NCBI's taxonomy places the organism in Eukaryota, Fungi, Ascomycota, Sordariomycetes, Ophiostomatales, Ophiostomataceae. The transcript has a single exon. The record is from RefSeq and is a predicted model, not a curated record. The coding region runs from base 1 to 1152 and encodes 383 amino acids. Gene Ontology annotation, molecular function: DNA binding.
AUGCGCCAGACAACGCCCGCCAAGAUGCUCAACAUGAAUCCCGGCCUGCGCGAGAUCACGCACAGCAUAACCGGCGGCUCCAUCAUGGCACAGGGCUACUGGAUGCCGUACGCCUGUGCCCGGGCUGUGUGCGCGACCUUUUGCCACCGCAUCGCCGGUGCCAUGAUCCCGCUGUUCGGCCCCGACUUUCCGGCCGCCUGCAUUCCGCCGCGCUCGUCCGACUUUGGCCGCAUGGUGAUCGAUCCGGCCAUCAUCUCGGCGUCGACCCGGGAGGCCGAACGGAUGCGGCUGGCGACCCGGCCGAUGACCCUCUCGUCUGCAGCAGCAGUAGCAGCAGCACAUCCACCUUCAACCGGCCGUCGAUCCCGACGAGGCGAGCUGACCAGAGCUGGACCACCGCCCAGCCUCCGGACCGCCAUGCAGGCAUCGCUGCCGACUGGACUGGAGCGGCUGCCGCCCGUCGCUCAUCUGCUGCCACCGCUGCUGCCCUUUCCGGCGCUUCCACGGCUGCCGACACUCGACGCUGUUCGCCACGAUCACUACGGCCGUCACGGCCGUCCGAUCCGCUACGACCAGCCCCCCUACCUGUCGAGCCCCAGCUCGAGCGAUGCUGGCAGCGAUGGCGAUCUGGCCAGGCGCACAACCAUCACCACAGGCCCUCCACAGGCCACGCCGCCCGGAUCAGCUCAGCCCAGCCCGGUCAGACAUCCAUACACGCUGCCACCUCUGCUUCGACAGCAGCAGCAGAAGCAGCAGCAACAACAACAACAACAACACCAACAACACCAGACGGCUGCUCUGCCACCGUCCGAGCUGGCGGCAGCUGCUGUGGCCGCCCUGGCCCGAGGCCAGCUGACGGUGGAUGCAAUGGACGACGACGACGGAAAGACCUUUUCCUCGUCGACCUGCUACCCGUCACCGCCCAUUCUUGUGGCCGUGCCAUUGCCGUUGUCGUCGCCUAGACGUGUCGACUCCGACAGCUCUGACGACAGCACGGCCACGACCACAGCCACCGACUUGGUCGCGGCCGAGCUGCUCGUCAACUUUAGCACACAGGUUCGAAUGAGCGGCAGCGAUAACGAGGAAGCCGAGCAGAAGCUGCAACCAGAGGCAAGGCCGCGCAAGAAGCGACGGCUGGAGGCCUCUUUGUGA